Molecule: messenger RNA, 1264 nt
Organism: Microplitis demolitor
Lineage: Eukaryota; Metazoa; Arthropoda; Insecta; Hymenoptera; Braconidae
Exons: 2
Coding region: 224-727 (167 amino acids)
Biological process (GO): mitotic cell cycle; centriole replication
Cellular component (GO): centriole; centrosome
Molecular function (GO): calcium ion binding
Source: RefSeq, a predicted model, not a curated record
UAGAAAAACCCACAAUAUUUAUAAACUUCUCAUAAAUUUAUUUUGCAAUAAUUUUAAUGACUGUAAUUCAUUAUCAGUAUAUAUAUUUUUAUAUAUAUUCAUUCAUAUAUUGAUCAAACAAAAAAAACAAGUCAACUUCCUGUCAAGUAAACAAUAAUUUCUAACCAUUUAAUUUCGAAAUUAAAAUCGCUCACCAAUUUACCCUUUUAUUUCAUUAAUUACCAUGGCAUCAACAUCAAAAAAAGGAGGCACGAAAAAAAAAUCAAAGCUUAUUGAUGAGCUGACAGAUGACCAGCGUUCAGAUAUUAAAGAAGCGUUUGAUCUUUUUGAUACCGAUGGGACAGGAAUUAUUGCGACAAAAGAAUUGAAAGUUGUGUUACGAGCACUAGGAUUUGAACCUAAGCGCGAUGAGUUAAAAAAACUCAUUGGAGAAGUUGACCCUGAUAAUGAGGGAGUUAUUUGCUAUGAAGAUUUUCUGACACUGAUGGCUACUAAAAUGGGAGAGAAAGAUAAUAAAGAGGAAAUUUUACGGGCAUUCAAACUUUUUGAUGACGAUGACACUGGGAAAAUAACUUUUAAAAAUUUGAAAAGAGUUGCCAAAGAGUUGGGAGAGAAUUUGACUGAUGAGGAGUUACAGGAAAUGAUUGAUGAGGCUGACCGUGAUGGCGAUGGCGCCAUUUCACCUGAUGAGUUUUUGAGAAUCAUGAAGAAAACUUGUUUGUAUUAAUUUCUUUUUUGUAUUUAUUUAAAUUGCUGCUAAACUACUGGGUUUAUGACCAUUUUUGUAAGGACCUUUUUUGUAGGAAAUUUAAUUCUCUAUAAAAAAGGUCUUUUUCACUUUUUUGAUAUCUUUGAUAUUUUAGCCGGAAUUUUAAUUUUAAAACUAGUGGAUUUGAAAUUUUGAUUAGAUAUGCAAAGAAAAAUGUAUGAGUUUCUUUAAAUGAUGAUUCUGGCUAAAAUAUCAAAUAUAUGAGAAAGUUGAUGAGGAUGUUUUUUGUAGGAAAUUGAAUUCUCUAUAAAAAAAGUCUCUUUCACUUUUUUGAUAUCUUUGAUAUUUUAGCCGGAAUUUUAAUUUUAAAACUAGUGGAUUUGAAAUUUUUACCAGAUAUGCAAAGAAAUAUAUAAGUACUUUUUAAAAUGAUGAUUCUGGCUAAAAUAUCAAAUAUAUGAGAAAAUUGAUAGAGGCUUUUUUUGUAGGAAAUUAAAUUUCCUACAAAAUUAUCUCAGUGAACUUUUGUCGUAUCUUUAAUAGUUUAGCCAUAAU